GCAACGCUGACGAACGAACCUCACGCAAGAGGUGACGCCGAUCAUUCAUAAGCUUCACGCAGCGCAGAAACUUCUUGUUUGAGGUUUGGUUGGAAGGGUGUUUUUCAAGAUCACAGCCUUUGUGCUUGAACCAGCUCAGCUGACAUUCGAUGUUCUUGGGACCAAUCUCAGUGGAAGAUGCGCGCUUGGUUUCCUCCAGUGUGGGUCAUUCAGUAUGCAGCAUUUGUGCCGAUACGACAUUUGCGCAUGAUUGGAACCUCGCUGGUUCCGAUGAUGUGGGCUACGUCUCUAAACGAUUUUGCCUUUAAAACUGCCUUCUGUGCACAAUUUUGCCUGUAAACUUGCCUCCUGUAGACAAAUUUUGCCUUCAAAACUACCUUCUGUUGACCAUUUUGCCUUUGAACUGACUUCUGUAUGCACCUGGCCGAACAGUCCAAUCCUGAGGAACCUUCAACGAGGCAGUGGGUGUUGCGGAGUGAUUUCCCUCGGGUCCUUGUGUUGUGUUGGUUGUGGCGAGCACAGUUGGGGUUUCAAGGGCGGUUUGUGCUACACAAUCCGCAUUCGGAGUUGCUCAGACUUUUGUACAAAAAACCCUUGGAGCGGUCAAAAGUAUAUAGUACAUAAUAGAAAACAGCCGUUGAUGAUCGUAGCAUAUAAUAUGGAGUGGCAGCGGGGUAGUUAGGGUAUUACAGAUUGUUGGGGUGGAUUUUCGCACCAACGGUGGCUCAAGCGUCCGUGAAGUGGGACACAUGACUUUGGUGGCCAUUUUGCCAUGGUGACGCCUAUAGGCGGUUUUCUACGGAGAUUGGCCAUCGCAUGGUUGCUUUGGGAUGUAUUUCCAGUUUCGCAAGGCGGCGAGCACGCAUUGAUAAGGUCUGCAUUUGCCAAGAAAAUCGCAGGACCCGUGCGGUUGGCUGGGCCCAAAAAGGAGAACAAAUGGCGGUAUUUGAGCAAAUUUGGAUAUGACAUCGGUACUGGUUCUUUCGACUUUCGCUUCCAACUGGCUGCGCCAAAGAGCAUCCCCGAAGCUGCGGUGAUCCAGCUAGAAGUCUAUUUGGACGAGCAUUGGGCUGAAGCUGAGCUGGAGCCUGUCCUUUGUGAUCGUCGAAAGCACGCAAAACAGGUUCGUAACAUCUCAAUUGGCCCGGGCUCCAACUGGACAGACUGGUCCAGUGGUACCUUGAGCCAGAGCGUCCGGCCUCACAUAUGGUAUUUCGUGCUCUCUGAUUGCCGGCAUACCCUUGCAAACUUCACGCAUCGGCUGAAGUUCGAAUUCCAUGCAAAGCAGGCGGAUGGAUCCGAAUUUAGCAUUGAGAUGAAGGGCAUGCUUCUUGCCAAUGUUCUUUUCUUGGCAUCCUUCGUAGUGAUGAUGCAUUGGUUCAUCAAGAGGACCUUGGCCUUUGCAAAAAGCGCAGGCUAUGUCCAUCCGGUCAUUUGGACUCUAGCGUGUGGAAUGAUCACGCAGCUUGUUGCACAGACCAUGCAUACAAUUCACCUGUUCGCCUACAAGUACGAUGGUGAUGGGCUCAAGGCCUGUGAAGUCCUCUCCGAGAUCCUUUUCAUGCUAGCGCAGGUGAUUCAGACAUCCCUGCUGAUCUUGAUAGCGCUUGGUUACACUCUUCUCCAGUCCAAGAUUGGAGAACUAGAUUUAAUGAUCCCAAUGUGCUUCAUGAUUGGGGUCAUACACAUCAUGCUGGUUGGCUUUGGCAAGAUCAAGGACGAUGCAUCCUACAAGUAUCACGAAAAUGAAGGGGUGAUUGGCUGGAUCCUGCUGGUGAUGAGGUUGGGUCUCUAUGGCUGGUUCCUCUGGGCUGUCCAAUCAUCUGCUAGAGAGGGUGGCAUGAAGAUUGCAAACUUUUUGCAGCAGUUCAGAAUUGCAGGGUCGCUGUAUUUUCUUGCAUUUCCUGGCAUCUUUCUGGUUACUCAGCUCUUUGCUCCGUACCUGCAGCACUUUGUGAUGACCAUAGGUCAGAUGAUCAUGCAGACCGGCUUCAACCUGUGGCUUUCGUCUCUUUUUCUAACACGAGGGCAGUACUUCAAGGCUCUGGGCAGUUCAUGA
Messenger RNA from Durusdinium trenchii, 2059 nucleotides. NCBI's taxonomy places the organism in Eukaryota, Dinophyceae, Suessiales, Symbiodiniaceae. The record is from the annotation of a GenBank genome assembly.